AUGUCUUCUCGUGGCCUCCCCGAAGUCCUGAUGCAAAAGGUCGACGAAUACGUUGACUCGCUGGCGCCCCAGAUCCAACCCCGCAUUGCGUCUGAACUAGAAGAUUUCCAACAAAAAACAAUCGAUAGCCUCGAAACACAAGUCGUGGAUGCCUUUCGCUCCCUUUUCAAUCAAGACUCACCUUCUGGACAUGGCAAUCGUGGCUCAUCGUCGGGCGGCCCGUGGAAUCUCAGUGAUGCAGCACCUGAUGCGUACGGCGGACAGUCACUGCCAUUUGCAGACGAAAUAGCAAAGUUGACCCGCAGCUUUGGACAGAUUUCUGAUGAGGCAGGUGGGGAUUUGCGUGAAAUAUUUGCACUCACCCAGGGAAAUAGCAAUCGAGGGGCGCCGGAUCAAGCCCGAUCUCAAGAUGUGGAUUUUUCAUCUGGAGCAAGGGGGUUCUUGUCCUCGGCCCUGAACGUAGUGCAGGGUAGUUUGGAAAACCGGAAUGGGUCUAAUGGCGGUGGAGGUGGUCAAGGAUUCGAAAUCGGAGGUCUCCUCGGCAUGCUGUCCAACACUAUCAAAGAGGCGUCGCAAAACCCAGAAGAAAAGGCUAGACUUAUCAGCCCUGAGAUCAAGCAGGUGGUGGGUGAAAAGUUGCGAUCGCAGCAUGCGCCUAUUGCUGAGCAAUUCACCCGUAUUGCGCUGGACCAUAUCAAGCGCUGGCUGCGUGGAAACACCAGCUCGAGGGACCUGGGUGAAGGUGCAAAAGCCGAGAUCGCAGAGCAAGUAGGCGACUUGGUCAAGGGUCUUGGGAGCCUCUUCGGUAACAAGAAGAGCGGAAACGAAGGAUCUGCUAGAGGCUUCGACGAGUCGAGUCGCGAUGGCGACAACGGCGGUAGUGGAGGUGGCUUCUCACGCGUCAUCAGCGACAAACUGAGCACAGGACUAGCAAAGGUACAUCGAGAAGUACGCCUCGAGUUCCGCAAGGUACUUGGACAAAUCGAAAAACAGCUUUUCGAACUCUUGCCCGACCAGUUCCAGCGGCCGCUGGAGAAAAUCCUCGGUGGUAACCCGUUCGACUCGCAGCUCGACCGCGACGCAGAACCCAAUGCAGACCGCGGCUUUGGCGACGACAUCAAAGCCAAGCUCCUCGGCAAGAUCCGCGAUCUUGUCCGCAAAGUGCAAGAGACACUCCGCGAGAGCAUUCUCGGCGUCGUCAACGGUGGUCACCGUCGCUUCGAGCGCGAAAGCUGGGUGUUUGUGCAGUCCAUGGUGGAGCAAAAAGUCCAGCGGUACCUCCCCGACGUCAAAAUCAGCGUGCCAGACGACAUUGGCAACGAGAAUGUCAGCGUGGGGAGCCCUGUGCAGCAGAACAUAGGUGGGGGUGGUGCGGCAUACGAACAAAGACCUCCUCAUCCUCCUGCUUCACAGCAUCAAGAGUAUAGACCAGACCAGCAGUAUGCUCCUCCGCCCCAAUCGUAUCACCAGCAAUCACCACCUCCACCACAGUACCAGGGUGGAAAUUAUCCUCCACCGCCACAACAGCAACAACAGCAAUACCAAAGCUAUCAACAGGGGUAUCCGCAACAGGGAUAUCAAGAGCAGGGACACCAGCAACAUGGAUAUCAACAGCAGGGAUACCAGCAACAGGGCUAUGGGGAGAAUGAGUACCGGAGGAACGAGUACUAA
Messenger RNA from Bipolaris victoriae FI3, 1671 nucleotides. RefSeq lists its product as hypothetical. Bases 1 to 1671 code for a protein of 556 amino acids. The record is from RefSeq and is a predicted model, not a curated record. The transcript has a single exon. Lineage: Eukaryota; Fungi; Ascomycota; Dothideomycetes; Pleosporales; Pleosporaceae.